This is a messenger RNA of Telopea speciosissima, 722 nucleotides long. Its product is annotated as probable O-methyltransferase 3. The record is from RefSeq and is a predicted model, not a curated record. Gene Ontology annotation, biological process: methylation. Gene Ontology annotation, molecular function: S-adenosylmethionine-dependent methyltransferase activity; O-methyltransferase activity. The coding region runs from base 214 to 663 and encodes 149 amino acids. NCBI's taxonomy places the organism in Eukaryota, Viridiplantae, Streptophyta, Magnoliopsida, Proteales, Proteaceae. The transcript has 3 exons.
AGUUCAACUAGGUAUACCAGACAUUGUUCACAACCAUCACCAACCCAUCACCCUCUCUGAACUGGUCGUGAAGCUUGCCAUCCCAAAGACCAAGACUUCUUGUCUGUUUCGCCUCAUGCGCUUAUUGGUGCAGUCUGGCUUCUUUAUUAAGAAGAAGAAGGAUAUGUGCUCACACCUUCUUCUAGGCUUCUCCUUAAGGAUAAUGCCAAGAGUAUGUCACCCAUAUUGCGAGCAGUUCUUGAUCCGAUAAUGGUGACACCUUGGAAUUUCCUUAGUGCAUGGUUCCAGGGUGAUGGUCUCAGUCCAUUCGAGACCGCACAUGGGAGGAACUUAUUUGAAUAUGCAAGCCAAGACAAUGAGCUCAACAAAUUCUUUAACGAAGUAAUGGCAAGCGAAGCUAGAUUGGUGAUGAGUGUGGUUGUUACAGAGUGCAAGGUUGUGUUUGAAGGAUUAAAGUCAUUGAUUGAUGUUGGAGGUGGGACUGGAACUGUGGCUAAGACCAUUGCUGAAACCUUCCCAAGCUUGAAAUGUACAGUGUUUGACCUACCACAUGUGGUUGCUACUUUGGAAGGGAAUGAGAACCUAAAUUAUAUUGCAGGUGACAUGUUUGAGUCCAUCCCUCAUGCAGAUGCAGUUCUGCUCAAGUCGAUUCUGCAUGACUGAAAUGAUGAGCAAUGCAUAAAGAUAUUGAAGGGAUGCAAAGAAGCGAUCUCUAGAGGGGA